AUGUGCCUAUAUAUGAUUGUUUUGCUUAGAAUUGAGACUGGAGUAGUUACUGUAAAGCCAUCAUCAGAUGAACAUCCUCGUUUUGUACCGGUGUUCCGCUCUGGAAGCUGUUCUAACAUUGGGCAAAAGAAAUAUAUGGAGGAUGAGUACAUCUGCAUAGACAACCUUCUCGGACAAUUAGGUGCAGCAGCAGAAUCUUCUUGUCCUGGAGCUUUCUAUGGGGUGUUUGAUGGCCAUGGUGGCACUGAUGCAGCUUUAUUUGUCCAAAAGAACAUUCUGAGGUUUAUAGUUGAGGACACCCAUUUCCCGGUCUGUGCGAAGAAGGCUAUGAAGAGUGCUUUCUUGAAAGCUGAUAGCGCAUUUGCCAAAGCAGAUUCUCUCGACAAGACCUCUGGUACCACCGUUUUGACAGCCCUUAUUCGUGGAAGGACAAUGCUGAUAGCUAAUGCAGGGGACUCUAGGGCGGUAUUGGGGAAGCGUGGAAAGGCAAUUGAACUGUCCACAGACCAUAAGCCUGAUUCUACAUCAGAGCGACCCAGAAUCGAGAAACUGGGUGGUGCUGUUUAUGAUGGUUAUCUAAAUGGUGAAAUAUCUGUUGCACGGGCCAUUGGAGACUGGCACAUGAAACGCCCUGAAGGCUCACCCUGUCCUUUGACUGCGGAGCCGGAGCUGCGGGAGAAGGUGCUCUGUGAAGAGGAUGAAUUCCUAAUUCUUGCCUGUGAUGGCUUGUGGGAUGUGAUGAGUAGCCAAUCUGCUGUUACAAUUGUGAGGAAGGAGCUAAUGAAUCACAACGAUCCUGAGAAGUGCUCGAGGGAAUUAGUUCGACUGGCACUUAAUCAGAACACGCUUGACAAUCUGACAGUAGUAGUUGUAUGUUUUUCAUCAGAUCCACCUCGGCUCGAGACACCGAAGUUAAAGAGAAGCAUAUCCGUCGAAGGUAUGUGUCUUAUUCGGGAUGCGAUGGACAAUAAUUCGUGAUUGGGAGUAAAAUCAUAAUUCAUUCUUCAUAACUUAGAAGAGGAAGGAGCCUUACUGUGUCUUACGGACAAAAGGGCCAUCAUUCGCCGUCAUGCCAUUGUGUAGCGGGCCAUUGAUGUCGGGGGAAAAUAACAAAUGUUUGCCAGUCAUAUUUAGCUGAGUACAUCUUAACAUAAGAUUUUGUUCAUCUUAGAUCUGCUGUACAAGUAAUGGUUAAUUUCUCUCUCUCUCUCAACCUAGCACUGAAUUAGUGUUAUGUGAACAAGUAUAUUCAUACCAAAUCUGGAUUGCUUUGAUCCUUCGCUGAUUAUAAUGGAUAUGUAACAGGUCUUCUUUGUUCAAA
This is a messenger RNA of Eucalyptus grandis, 1321 nucleotides long. RefSeq names its product probable protein phosphatase 2C 27. The record is from RefSeq and is a predicted model, not a curated record. Gene Ontology annotation, molecular function: protein serine/threonine phosphatase activity; cation binding. The transcript is spliced from 4 exons. NCBI's taxonomy places the organism in Eukaryota, Viridiplantae, Streptophyta, Magnoliopsida, Myrtales, Myrtaceae. The coding region runs from base 1 to 978 and encodes 325 amino acids. Gene Ontology annotation, biological process: protein dephosphorylation.